AUGGCUGUUCACAGGGCUGAAAGAAGCAACACUCUCAUACAGUCAUCGACUGUAGACCCUGACAUCAUGUCUGAUGCCGAAGACGAAGACGAUGCGCUGGAGGAAGAGGAAGAGGAAGAGGAAGAGGAAGAGGAAGAGCAGUGUGCUGAUGAUUUAUUCAAUGAUGAAGGGGUGAGAAAGAAGCUUGAGCUACUGGCUCAGAUGGUUGGAGUUGACAGUUCAGAAUCAGAAGCUGGGGUUCUGCUUGCAGCAGUUGUAAGGGUUUUCAAGGAUUUGAAAGAGUCAUUAUUCUUCAGUCUUGAGUGCACUGAAACUGAUCAUAGUUGUGAUCAUUUCUUUUAG
Messenger RNA from Prunus armeniaca (apricot), 342 nucleotides. The record is from the annotation of a GenBank genome assembly. NCBI's taxonomy places the organism in Eukaryota, Viridiplantae, Streptophyta, Magnoliopsida, Rosales, Rosaceae.